Molecule: messenger RNA, 2214 nt
Organism: Dryobates pubescens (Downy woodpecker)
Lineage: Eukaryota; Metazoa; Chordata; Aves; Piciformes; Picidae
Gene: GPHN
Product: gephyrin
Exons: 23
Coding region: 64-2214 (716 amino acids)
Biological process (GO): molybdenum incorporation into molybdenum-molybdopterin complex; Mo-molybdopterin cofactor biosynthetic process; gamma-aminobutyric acid receptor clustering
Cellular component (GO): cytosol; postsynaptic membrane; postsynaptic specialization
Molecular function (GO): molybdopterin molybdotransferase activity
Source: RefSeq, a predicted model, not a curated record
UCUCGCGCGCCGGCCCCCUCCCCCCGCCCGCUCGCUGUCAGUGCGGUGGCUGCGCCGGGAAACAUGGCGACGGAGGGGAUGAUUUUAACGAACCACGACCACCAAAUCCGCGUCGGCGUCCUCACAGUGAGUGACAGUUGCUUCAGGAACCUUGCCGAGGAUCGUAGUGGGAUAAACCUUAAAGAUCUGGUCCAAGACCCUUCUUUGUUGGGUGGGACUAUAUCUGCAUACAAGAUAGUGCCAGAUGAAAUAGAAGAAAUCAAGGAGACGCUGAUAGACUGGUGUGAUGAAAAGGAACUUAAUUUGAUUCUAACCACUGGAGGAACAGGGUUUGCACCACGAGAUGUCACUCCAGAGAAAUUCCCAACAUUCCCAUUAUGUGGGCUCCAGAGAGGGGCCACUAAAGAAGUAAUAGAACGAGAAGCCCCAGGGAUGGCCCUGGCAAUGCUGAUGGGAUCACUCAAUGUUACGCCUCUGGGCAUGCUCUCUAGACCUGUGUGUGGAAUCAGAGGGAAAACUCUCAUCAUCAAUCUGCCAGGUAGCAAGAAAGGGUCACAGGAAUGCUUUCAGUUUAUACUGCCAGCCCUACCUCAUGCCAUUGAUCUUCUGCGGGAUGCCAUUGUAAAAGUAAAGGAGGUGCACGAUGAGCUUGAAGAUCUACCUUCACCACCACCUCCUCUUUCUCCUCCUCCAACCACCAGCCCUCACAAGCAGACGGAAGACAAAGGAGUGCAGUGUGAGGAAGAGGAGGAAGAGAAGAAGGAUAGUGGAGUUGCCUCAACAGAGGACAGUUCCUCUUCACACAUAACAGCAGCAGCCAUUGCGGCUAAGAAGCAUCCAUCCUACACCAGUUCAGCUGUUAUCAUGGCAAAAGGUGAACAGCCCAUCCCUGGCCUCAUCAGUUAUUGCCAUCACGCAGCAGGCAGUGCAGAAGAACCGAUUCCAGAUUCCAUCAUCUCUCGUGGUGUUCAGGUGCUUCCACGUGAUACAGCCUCCCUCAGUACUACUCCCUCAGAAUCCCCUCGUGCCCAGGCCACUUCUCGUCUCUCCACUGCAUCCUGCCCAACACCAAAACAAAUUAGACGGCCGGAUGAAAGCAAAGGAGUUGCUAGUAGAGUUGGAUCCCUCAAAGCUCGGCUCCCUUCGUGCUCAUCCACCUAUAGUGUUUCUGAGGUCCAGUCAAGGUGCAGCAGCAAGGAGAACAUCCUCAGAGCAAGUCACAGUGCAGUUGACAUUACCAAGGUAGCAAGAAGACACCGCAUGUCUCCGUUCCCAUUGACCUCUAUGGACAAGGCCUUCAUCACAGUUCUGGAGAUGACCCCAGUGCUUGGAACAGAAAUCAUCAAUUACAGAGAUGGAAUGGGCCGAGUCCUUGCUCAAGACGUAUAUGCAAAAGAUAACCUACCGCCGUUUCCAGCAUCAGUUAAAGAUGGCUACGCCGUCAGAGCUGCUGAUGGCCCAGGAGAUCGAUUCAUCAUAGGGGAGUCCCAGGCUGGUGAGCAGCCAACGCAGACUGUGAUGCCUGGCCAGGUGAUGCGGGUUACAACCGGUGCUCCCAUUCCAUGUGGUGCUGAUGCCGUGGUGCAGGUGGAAGAUACAGAGCUCAUCAGGGAAUCAGACGAUGGCACUGAAGAACUGGAGGUUCGAAUCCUGGUGCAGGCUCGACCAGGCCAAGAUAUCAGACCUAUAGGACAUGACAUUAAAAGAGGUGAAUGUGUGCUGGCUAAAGGAACCCACAUGGGUCCUUCUGAGAUUGGUCUCUUAGCAACUGUUGGAGUAACUGAAGUAGAAGUUAACAAGUUUCCAGUGGUUGCAGUCAUGUCAACAGGGAAUGAGCUACUGAACCCUGAGGAUGACCUCUUGCCAGGAAAGAUUCGAGACAGUAACCGUUCCACUCUCCUAGCUACAAUCCAAGAACAUGGCUAUCCAACAAUCAACUUGGGAAUUGUGGGAGAUAAGAAGCCAGCUGUUUUUAAAGAAGAAGGGACAGAGAGCUUCCAGAACCCUGCGGAGCCAGGCGUACCAGAUUGGAAUCGUUUAGAAGCUGGAAUCUAUCAGAGAGUGGUUACCUUGCAUACCUCAUACAAGUCGGCUCACAUAUUGAACCUCUCCGAUCCUCUGGCAUUCUGGUAUAUACAUGAGUGGGACUCUUCUGAAACAGUUUAUGAAAACAGUGAAGUAAAGUAUGCUAUCCAGAUAGAGAGAAAAAGUUGA